AUGAGUGGGUUAAGAGUUGUCCUUUUAGGAGUUAUCGGAUCUGGCAAAACUGCCUUAUUUAAUAAUUUGACUAACAAUAAAGAGCUUGUAAGAUAGGGAGGAGCAUCUGUUACAAAAUAAGUAGUUGUAGGGGAAUGUGUUGUUGGAGAACGAAUUGAAGUAAUUGAUACCCCAGGAUUUGAAGCUGACGAUGAUAAACUAUUACAUGCUGCUGGAGUGAUUGCUGCACUUUCAAUUGGUGAUGUUAAUAGAAUACUGUUAAUCUCAAAAUUUGAGAGAGAUGGAAGAAUGAUGAAUGCAUUGUAAUAAGUCAUAGCUCCAAUCACAAGAUAUAGGAAUAUUAUAACAAUUUUAGUAUCACAUUGGGAUUUGUCAGAACAUAAAGAUGAAGAUUAGAAGCAUAUAUAAAAGAAAAUAAAGGAUAGGUUUAAUAUUGAUUCAAUACUAUAUUAUUCCAAAUUUGAUGAUCCUAAAAUUAUUGCUCUAUAAAUUUUAAAAAUUAUUGGUGAAUCAAAAUUAAUGACUAUAAAAUUAUAAGAUACAGAAAUUUAUAGUUAAUUUGAUUUAUUAACUUUGAAUUAUGAAUGUCAAGAUAAAUUAGAAUAAAAUAAAAUUAAUAUUCUUAAAGAAUUUAGAAAGACUGCAAAAGUUUUUAUUAAUUACAUAAAUGAAGGAGUAAAUUUAAAUGAUCCUUAAGCUGUUGAUAUAUUACAUUCUAUAUCAUUAGAAAUUAAGAAUAUUGCGAGAUAGUAAAUUGAGUAGUUUGAAAAAUAACAUGGAGAAGAACUUAAUAAAUUUUAUGAUACAAAUGGUGUUAAUGUUAGAUACUUGCAUCAUAUUUAUUUAAAAAAAGAAAUAAAAAAGGAUCUUGAAUAGGUAAUUAAACUUGCUUAGGAAAAGAUGACAAAAUCAAAUAAUCAUUGCUUUUAAUGUUUGAAACAAUGCCCAUAUUGUAAAUUAAUUUGGAUUAAAGUUGCUGGAUGUGAUGGGGUAACUACUUGUGGAAAUAGAGUACAUUCUUUUACAGAUGAAGUGUUGAAAAGCUUUUCAACUCCGAGUAGAUAUUUAAUUAAAAUAGAAUCAGAUAAACUGGUUUUGAAGAAGAUAGAGGUAGUAAAUAACAAUAAAAUAUAAAUUCAGAAAUAAAAGUCAGAUUCUGUAGAAGAUGAGGUUUAUUAACUUCUAAAAGAUGAUUAUUAUUUGAAAAACCUAUUAGGAGUUAAUUUUACCAAGGAUUAAUUGAUGAAAUUAAUAAAGGAGAAAAGGAAGUUUAAGUUAUUCUCAUUUGAAUUUAUAUAUUCUCUUUUAAAACAAGGUUUUGAUUAAGGUGAGAUAAUCAAUUGGCUGUACGAGGAGUUAGAUAUAGUAAGAGAAAGUGAACAAUAAACUAAUAUAAAAAUAAAGAAAUUUGGUUGCGGAUAGAAUUUAGUUUGGUCAGAAUUACCACCUUUAAGUGGACCUGAAUUAAAUGAAUUACUAUCAAUUGAAUUAAUUGAUUACUUCUCUGAUUAAGCAUAAUUAAUUGAUGAUGAAAGUAAAUUCUUAGAGAAAACUUAUAAAGAACUUGUUAACCAAGCAAUAUAAGAAUAAUUUAUCAAUAAGAAAAUACUCAAAUAAUAAUAACAGAGUGUAAGUGUUUAGUGA
Messenger RNA from Paramecium pentaurelia, 1644 nucleotides. The record is from the annotation of a GenBank genome assembly. Lineage: Eukaryota; Ciliophora; Oligohymenophorea; Peniculida; Parameciidae.